Molecule: messenger RNA, 3335 nt
Organism: Oldenlandia corymbosa var. corymbosa
Lineage: Eukaryota; Viridiplantae; Streptophyta; Magnoliopsida; Gentianales; Rubiaceae
Source: the annotation of a GenBank genome assembly
AUGACAAAUCCCGUCAAAAUCUAUGCUGCUGAGGAAAAAAGCAAGUUGCAAGGCCAAAUCCCCCAUCCUCCUAUAAAUACCCCUUCUCCCACCAAUUUAAAACUUUCCUUCUUCUCUCCUCUCUCUCGUUUGGGCACUUUGAAACUUCCAGCCCAACCCAGAAGAGGCAAUAUGAUUGAUGCCAGUUGACUUUUAUGGUCACACCAUCAAAGCAAGCUCAUUACGACAGCGUAUACUGGGAUGUCUGACCAAGAUUGAUUAAAAUUUUGUUUAUUAGCUUCUUUUUUUUUUUUUUAAUUAAAUAUGAAUGAUCAUCAUCUGUUUAGGUGUCUUGAAGAGGGUCUCUUUAUCAAUCAUGGUUUUAUGUGUCCUUCCUCUCAAGGGGGAAGGAUCAGAAUGCAUAGAGAUAGGUCUACAACUGUUUGUGGACCAGAAUAUCUUUGUGCUUACCUCGAUCAUAUUAGCUGAACUGUGGUUUGUAAUCUUUUCAUUGAUUUUGUUGCUGGUAUACCUGUUCGUUGCUUUGCUAUCUUAAGAUUCGGGCAGGUGUCUUAUUUGUUAACUUUGAUGCGUUGCCUUCUCAUGCUUUUUAUUAUGCCAAGUUGUACUGCUCCAUUUGUAAACAUUGUUUUCUCCAGUUUUGUGACUGUUAAAGAUUUUUACCUUCCCAUAUCUAAAUAACCAUCAAGAAGAUAUUGUUUGAUGUUUCCGUUCUUCACUAGAAAAUUUGUGAAUAAUCAUGUAAACGUUUUGUGCGCCACUCGUGUCAUAUGUCAAUUAACUAAAUGUCUUUAUUUUCGCCGUUCACUGGGGCAGAGUACAUUAAAUGUGGUGUAAAAAUUAGAAAUCCGCAGUUUGGUCAGUCCAGGCUGGAUACGAGUGGUUUAUGAUUAGCAAUUAAAGCUCUAUAAUGGUCUAUAAUAUGCGCAUUCUGAAAUCUCUUUUAAUCCUUUGGGCGCGUCUCAUUUGUGUUCUCUUUUUGAUGCAGAGUGAGGCUUACUUCCAAACCUAGAGGCUCUGCGAUCUUUGUCUUUUGGGACUGGAUCGCAGAUUAAUUUCGAAACUCUGUCCUUUGUAUAAAGGGAAUGGUUUAUAAAUUUCGAGAAGAUGGAAGUCGAUGCCGGAAGUUGCCUUUUCCUUGAGAAGAAAUCCUUUGAAGGAUUUGUAACUAAUAAUGACUCUAAAAAGCCUGUAGAGAACAACCCAAAUGCUCCUGUAUAUGUUAAUCAUGCUGCAAAUGCAUGGCAUGAGAACAGAAAAAAAUGGACAGGAGAUCUGCAUCAGAAAGCAAAAAGGGUAGAGAAGGAUCCAAUUAUAAGGCUAUCUGCAAGGGGUGCAGAUCUGCAGUGUGCCACCAACUAUCUAGCAUACAGGCUGUAAUUUUCAUUGAAGAUUUUCUCUAAGCUUCCCUGAGACCCUGAUGAUUGAUUGUUACAGGCAAAAAUUUGGCCACAGUUGAUUAGUUCAAAUAAGGAAAUACAAUGUUGUACUGAUUUCUUGUUACACCGGUGGUAUUGUACCAUGGAUGCUGUAUCUAAGCGGAUUAGUGUGGCUCUACAUAACAUAAAAAUGAAAGUUAACCUUAGAGAUACUAGCUUAUGUGUUAAUUCUAAUGUGAUGCAUUUUAAUGGGUUUCGGCUUUGAUUCAUUGUAUGGAAAGAUGGAACUUAGUUUCUGUAAAGAUAAAGUUUUCCACCUUAGCACCAGAAACAAUGAAAUUAAUCAGAGCAGAAUGCAUGUAUGCAUGCAUGUGCUGCAUCUUAAAAUAUGUAUUUAUUUUGGACAUAGGAGAUGUACUUUAAAUGUGUGGCAUGAUGAGAUUUGUUAGAACUGUGAUGAAAUAGAUAAUCUGAUUAAUUACCGUACCUGUUGUCACAAUCAUGAUACAUUGAUGGCAAUGAUGCCUGUGUCUGUUCAUCAUGAUGGAAAUAGGUGUGGUACAUUUUUCAAUCUGUUUUCAAACUUGGUGUAAUAGACCAUUAAUGACCUGUGCAAUGUGAAGAAUCAUCUUCCUGCGUAAAACUUGGGAUUAUCUAAAGCAACAGUAUCUGCUAUUUCUUCAGGUGUUCGCAUAAAUAACUAUCAGCUCUUCUUGUUGGUUGUAGUGCUGUCCUGAUUCCUGAGAUGUUGCUUUUGAAUUAAGUUUGACAGUUUGUAGAGAAAUUUGAUAAUAUAUUUUGCAUUGCAGCUGGUCAACGACAUAUGAAGAUCUGUUGUCCACAAAUGAGCCAUUUCAUGAACGGAUUCCAUUAUCUGUAAGCAUAACACUAUGUUAUCUUUUAGAUGUAUUGUUAAUUACAGUGUCACAAUUUUCAUACUAAAUGACCCAAAGUGCUUCUUUUUCUUACUGUGCUAAUGUAAAUUGGAUUGAUAUUUGGAAUUUUUGCAGGAAAUGGUAGACUUUUUAGUCGACAUAUGGCUCGAUGAGGGGCUUUUUGACUAGACAUAAUGCUGCCAAUUAGUUCACUUAUCUGGGUAGUUUCUUCUUUGGAUAACCCAUGAUUAGCUUCGGAAGGGAAAAGCAAGACAAUUGACUUUUCCUGAAUUUAUCAUAGUAUCAAUUAUUUAUAGGAAACCCCUAUCAUUGUUGAUCUUUUAGAGCUUCAAAUGCACACAAUUUGUAUUAGUGCAGCUUCUAGAGGAUCACAUGUAUACUUUAUCAUCGGGAGAGAUGAAUGUGUAGGCAUUAUUGAAAAGAUGGUCCAUAAUGUUGAUUAGCAAAGCUAAAUCGUGUUACGACAGCUGCUAUUGUAUUGAAUGCCACAUCUUGCUGCCGAUGUCCCUAAAAGUGGGCGAACUGUUGGACGUUGCAAGUGUUAGAGCUGAUGUGUUUGGUUACUUCGUCGGUCUCAAAAUUAUUAUCUCAUGUGAGUUUUUAUUUUUAUUACAAAUUGGAAACUCAAAUUAUUAUUCAAUUGUACUAAAAAUGAAAACUCAAAUUGGAUAAUAAUUUCGGAACGGAGCGAGUAGAUGGUUGAGUUAAAACAAAGUGUUACGUUCCUAAAAAUACUCUUGUUGGUCUAAAUGUAGUUCUCCUUCCAUAUUAGCAAAUUGAAUAAGCCCAUGAAAAUGUUCUUUUCUGAAAGAAAUUAUCCUAGAAUGUGAGGAAAACGAAAUAAAGAAGAAAGCAAGUUGGAAUGGUUAUUCAUGUGAGAGAGGUCGGGAAACUUUAACAGAAAUACUAACAAUGUGGAUAAGUUUUUCUAAAUUUAGGUUGCUUCUGCAACUAGUCUAUUGUUUACGCUUUGAAAUCUUCCUUGAUCAGCUGUUGCUUUGCAACCAAGCUAAUUUAAGAUUCCUUGACAAUCACCACUCACAAGAUGCCUUUUGUGACG